AUGGCGCUUCAUCAAUUUGAUUACAUUUUCGCGAUAGCGAUGAUCUUUGCGUUCCUUGAUGCUUGGAAUAUUGGAGCCAAUGAUGUUGCCAACAGUUUCGCAACCUCUGUUUCCUCGAGAUCAAUAACCCUCAAGCAAGCAAUGUGCAUUGCGACUGUGAUGGAGUUCGCUGGAGCGGUCGGUGUUGGUGCUCGGGUAGCAGACGCAAUCAGAGGAAAGAUCCUGACGACGAAGGCGUUUGAACAAGAGCCAACAAUUUUGAUGCUGGGAAUGACAUGUGCCCUUGUUUCUUCUUCUUUAUACCUAUCACUGGCUACCAGACUUGGACUUCCGGUAUCUACAACACACAGCAUCAUUGGGGCUGUCAUCGGCGUCGGCAUUGCCACACUUGGUACUGACGGUGUCAACUGGGGAUGGAAUGGUGUCGCGCAGAUCUUCGCAACCUGGGGAAUCGCGCCUGGUAUCGCAGGUUGUUUUGCAUCUAUCAUCUUCAUGAUCACGAAAUACGGGGUGCUCAAGCGCAAGAAUCCACUUCGAGCUGCCUUUAUCAUGGUGCCUUUUUACUUUGCAUUGACCUCGGGUAUCCUCACAAUGUUGAUCGUUUGGAAAGGUGCUGCAUCUGCAGCAUCUGCCGUCAAGAAGUGGGGUCCAGGUGAAUAUAUUGGAGUCAUAUUCGGUGUUGCCUUUGGUGUUGCAUUGCUUUCUGUCCUAUUCCUUCUUCCCUACCUCCAUCGUACACUCCACAUGGGAGAUUGGCAGCUCAAAUGGCACGAUAUGUUCAAAGGUCCGCUAUUGCUUCGACGUGGCGAAGUACCGCCAAACCCAGACGCCAGCGCAACCACUGUGAGAGACUAUUACGCGGGACACAAAACUCGAGAAGAGCUUGAACGCGACGGCCGCAGCAAUCCUCAUCUGGCUAAUGAUAUCGAAGCCGAUAAUCACAACACCAACGAGAAGAUCACAUUCGGAAGCAGCUCAGGACGAACCUCCAACGAAGUCGUAAUCCCUGGGACCACUGUGCCUAGGAAAUGGUAUGAACCUGAAGUUGGCAAGUGGUACGAGCCAAAGAACUUACCAAGAGUUUUAUACAAGGCAUUUUUCCACGGUGUCGAGGUUGAUGUUGUUGCCGAGCAGAAGAAAUCUUCUGUCCUUUGUGGUAAUCUUGAGGAAAUGCACGCCAAAGCCACUCAUUACGAUAACAAAGCCGAACAUGCCUACUCUUAUCUUCAAGUUCUCACAGCGGCUACUGCAUCCUUUGCACAUGGUGCCAACGAUGUCAGUAAUGCUGUUGGACCUCUAGCUACAGUAUACCUGAUCUGGAGCACUGGAAAACUCUCUUCUAAAUCUCCAGUUCCGGUCUGGGUGUUGUGCUACGGAGCGGCAGCACUCGUUGUUGGCCUAUGGACCUAUGGUUACAACAUUAUGCGGAAUCUAGGCAACCGUCUUACUCUACAUUCUCCUUCGCGUGGUUUCUCCAUGGAACUUGGAGCUGCUGUCACUGUCGUUAUGGCCACUCGCUUAGCUCUUCCAGUCUCGACCACACAAUGUAUUGUCGGAGCGACUGUUGGUGUUGGUUUGUGCAAUGGAGAGUUGAAGUCGAUCAAUUGGAGAAUGGUAGCAUGGAUUUACAUGGGAUGGUUCAUCACCCUUCCUGUGACUGGUAUCAUCUCGGGAUGUUUAAUGGGCAUCAUUAUUAACGCUCCCCAAUGGGGCAAUGCUUUGUGA
Glarea lozoyensis ATCC 20868 is the source of this 1725-nucleotide messenger RNA. RefSeq lists its product as uncharacterized. NCBI's taxonomy places the organism in Eukaryota, Fungi, Ascomycota, Leotiomycetes, Helotiales, Helotiaceae. The transcript has 7 exons. Gene Ontology annotation, cellular component: membrane. Gene Ontology annotation, biological process: phosphate ion transmembrane transport. The record is from RefSeq and is a predicted model, not a curated record. The coding region runs from base 1 to 1725 and encodes 574 amino acids.